Messenger RNA from Arabidopsis arenosa, 5376 nucleotides. Lineage: Eukaryota; Viridiplantae; Streptophyta; Magnoliopsida; Brassicales; Brassicaceae. The record is from the annotation of a GenBank genome assembly.
AAACAGAAAAUGAAGAUGUUUAUUAUAAUGUUGAUGAGCUUUUCGGUUUUCGCCUACAUUGGGACCGGUCAGCCACUUGUACCGGCUCUAAUCAUAAUGGGAGAUUCAGUUGUCGAUGCCGGUAACAACAACCGCCUCAAUACCCUCGUCAAAGCCAAUUUUCCUCCCUAUGGACGUGACUUCUUAGCCCACAAUGCUACUGGCCGUUUCUCUAACGGAAAACUUGCCACUGACUUUACAGCUGAGAGUUUAGGGUUCACUUCUUACCCUGUGGCGUACCUUAGCCAAGAAGCUAAUGGGACAAAUCUGUUAACCGGAGCCAAUUUCGCCUCUGGUGCUUCCGGUUUUGACGACGGAACUGCCCUAUUUUACAAUGCAAUAACAUUGAACCAACAGCUGAAAAACUACAAAGAGUACCAAAACAAGGUGACGAACAUUGUGGGAAGAGAAAGAGCAAAUGAGAUAUUCUCAGGCGCGAUUCAUCUUCUAAGCACGGGAUCAAGCGAUUUUCUUCAAAGCUAUUACAUCAAUCCGAUCCUUAACCUGAUUUUCACGCCUGAUCAAUACUCAGAUCGUCUCUUGAGAUCCUAUUCCACCUUUGUGCAAAAUUUGUAUGGUUUAGGAGCUAGAAAGAUUGGAGUGACGACGUUACCGCCGUUGGGUUGUUUACCUGCUGCAAUAACGACGUUUGGUGAAGCUGGGAACAAUACGUGCGUCGAAAGACUAAACCGGGAUGCGGUUUCCUUCAAUACCAAACUCAACAACACGUCUAUGAACUUAACCAACAAUCUUCCCGGUCUGAAAUUGGUCGUCUUUGACAUCUAUAAUCCUCUAUUGAGCAUGGUCAUGAACCCUGUCGAGAAUGGGUUUUUUGAAUCAAGGAGGGCUUGUUGUGGAACUGGAACAAUGGAAACUUCGUUCCUAUGUAAUGCAAGAUCGGUGGAGGGACAAGUGAAGGUUUAUCCAUGGCGAUUUAGCGCCCAAAAGCUCAAAAAUUCAUUCAUGUCCACCGUUAAUCAUCACUACCUUCUCAAUUUCCCUCAUAUCCCACCUUCAAUUCCUCCGAAUCAUCGUCCCAAACUUCUUUCUUCUCUCUCCCUCUAUCGAAAACCAGAACGCCUCUUUACCCUCUCUGCGUCUCUGUCUCUUUCACCAGCAACCAUCCAUGAGUGUUCUUCUUCCUCAUCUUCUUCUUCUUCUUUAUCGUUCGAGAAGGAAGAAACGGAAGAGAUUGAAUCUAUAGUUGAUGGGUUUUUCUAUCUGCUUCGAUUGUCUGCUCAAUACCACGACGUCGAGGUAACAAAAGCUGUACACGCUUCGUUUCUUAAGCUCAGAGAAGAAAAAACCCGUCUUGGAAAUGCCCUAAUCUCUACAUAUCUCAAACUUGGUUUCCCUCGUGAAGCUUUUCUCGUCUUCGUGUCUCUUUCUUCACCAACGGUGGUUUCUUACACAGCUCUUAUCUCUGGUUUCUCAAGAUUAAACCUUGAAAUUGAGGCUCUUAAGGUUUUCUUCAGGAUGAGAAAAGCAGGUAUUGUCCUUCCGAAUGAGUAUACUUUUGUAGCGAUUUUGACUGCUUGCGUGAGAGUUUCGCGAUUCUCGCUUGGGAUUCAGAUUCAUGGAUUGAUAGUUAAAUCAGGGUUUUUGAAUUCUGUGUUUGUUGGUAAUUCGUUAAUGAGUUUGUAUUCAAAGGAUUCUAGGUCUUCGUGUGAUGAUGUGCUUAAGUUGUUCGAUGAAAUUCCUCACAGAGAUGUGGCUUCUUGGAACACUGUGAUUUCGAGUUUAGUGAAAGAGGGAAAGUCUCAUAAAGCUUUUAAUUUGUUUUAUGAGAUGAACAGAGUCGAAGGACUUGGAGUUGAUUGUUUUACGCUUUCAACGCUUUUGAGCUCUUGCACUGAUUCUAGUGACUUGUUGAGAGGCAGAGAACUCCAUGGUCGUGCAAUUAGGAUCGGGCUGAUGCAGGAAUUGAGUGUGAAUAACGCUCUCAUUGGGUUUUAUUCUAGAUUUGGGGAUAUGAAAAAGGUAGAGAAUUUGUACGAGAUGAUGAUGGUGCAAGAUGCCGUUACUUUCACGGAGAUGAUCACAGCUUACAUGGCAUUUGGAAUGGUGGAUUCUGCUGUUGAGAUGUUCGAGGAUAUAACUGAGAAAAACACUAUUACCUAUAACGCGCUCAUGGCUGGGUUCUGUAGAAACGGCCAUGGCUUGGAGGCACUUAAAUUAUUCACUGAAAUGCUGCAGAGAGGUGUUGAGUUGACGGAUUUCAGUUUAACAAGCGCUGUGGACGCUUGUGGUUUAGUUUCAGAGAAGAAAGUAAGCGAACAGGUACACGGGUUUUGUAUUAAGUUUGGAUGUCUUUUAAACCCUUGUAUCCAGACUGCAUUGCUUGAUAUGUGCACAAGGUGUGAAAGGAUGGCAGAUGCUGAGGAGAUGUUUGACCAAUGGCCUUCUAAUCUCGAUAUCUCGAAGGCAACGACGUCAAUACUCGGUGGUUACGCUCGGAAUGGCUUACCUGAUAAGGCUUUAUCGCUAUUCCAUCGCACUCUCUGCGAAGAGAAGUUGUUUUUAGAUGAAGUUUCGUUGACUCUGAUUCUUGCGGUCUGCGGGACAUUAGGGUUUCGGGAAAUGGGUUAUCAGAUCCAAUGCUAUGCUCUUAAAGCUGGCUACUUUUCUGAUGUAUGCUUGGGGAAUUCUUUGAUUAGCAUGUACUCGAAAUGUUGUGACUCAGAUGAUGCCAUAAAGGUUUUCAACACUAUGCAAGAACAUGAUGUUGUUUCUUGGAACAGCUUGAUUUCUUGCUACAUCCUUCAAAGAAAUGGUGAUGAGGCACUGGCUCUAUGGUCGAGGAUGAAUGAGGAAGAGAUCAAGCCUGACAUGAUCACCCUCACUCUUGUUAUUUCUGCAUUUCGGUAUACAGAGUCAAAUAAGCUUAGUAGCUGCCGUGAUCUGUUUCUCUCCAUGAAGACUAUCUAUGACAUUGAACCAACGACUGAACAUUACACUGCCUUCGUCCGUGUUCUGGGUCAUUGGGGUCUUCUCGAAGAAGCGGAAGACACAAUAAACUCGAUGCCGUUUCAGCCCGAGGUCUCUGUUUUGAGAGCUCUGCUUGAUAGCUGCAGAAUACAUUCAAACACAAGCGUUGCAAAACGAGUAGUAAAGCUUGUACUAUCGACAAAACCUAAAAACCCGUCUGAGUACAUCCUCAAAUCCAACAUCUACUCAGCUUCUGGACUCUGGCAUCGCUCUGAAAUGAUAAGAGAGGAAAUGCGGGAAAGAGGUUACCGGAAACAUCCUUCUAAGAGCUGGAUAAUCCAUGAGAACAAAGUACAUUCCUUUCACGCGCGUGACACAUCCCACCCGCAAGAGAAAGACAUAUACAGCGGAUUGGAGAUACUAAUAAUGGAAUGUCUGAAAGCUGGAUACGAACCAAACACAGAGUUUGUUCUUCAGGAGGUUGAUGAGUUUAUGAAGAAGAGUUUCUUGUUUCACCACAGCGCGAAACUCGCAGUGACUUAUGGCAUUCUCACAAGCAAUACUCGGGGAAAGCCGGUUCGGGUUGUGAAGAACGUGAUGCUCUGUGGUGAUUGUCAUGAGUUCUUCAAGUAUGUUUCAGUUGUGAGAAUUAAGAGAAAGAUGAGAGACGAAGAUGUUGAUGGGAAGUGUAGAAACAUGUCUGCAUGUUCCUUAACGACUUCGUAUUCAACUAAACUCUUUCUCUUCAUGGUUCCUCUUGUUGUCAUUUCUGCUUUCGUCUUUGUAAAUAUUGGUCCUAAAACUCCAACUUCUUUCUUAACCUCUUUGUCCACUACUUCUCAUCUACCUCCUUCUCCGCCUCUUCCUCCGGCUCCGGCGCCGGCCCCAUCUCCUCUGCCACCGGAGAUACUUCCCUCGUUGCCAGCAACAUCUUUAUCGACUAAAGUGGAAUCUAUUCAGGAUGAUUUUAAUCGCACGAUUCAAAUGAAUCUGAUCAACGUUACUACAACGAGUAGUAACGUCACUUCUACGGCAUCAUUGGAACCGAAGAAGAGAAGAGUUCUUAGCAAUUUAGAGAAGAUCGAAUUCGAGCUACAAAAAGCUCGAGCCUCCAUUAAAGCCGCUUCGAUGGAUGAUCCCGUGGACGACCCGGACUAUGUUCCUCUUGGUCCUAUGUAUUGGAACGCGAAGGUCUUUCAUCGGAGUUACUUGGAGAUGGAGAAACAAUUCAAGAUAUAUGUGUACAAAGAAGGCGAGCCACCGUUGUUCCAUGACGGUCCAUGCAAAAGCAUCUACUCUAUGGAAGGAAGUUUCAUCUAUGAGAUGGAAACCGAUACGCGUUUUCGGACCAAUAAUCCUGACAAAGCCCACGCUUUUUAUUUACCCUUCAGUGUCGUCAAGAUGGUAAGAUACGUGUAUGAACGCAACUCCCGCGAUUUCAGCCCCAUCCGAAAUACAGUCAGGGAUUACAUCAAUCUUGUGGGUGAUAAAUACCCAUUUUGGAACCGCAGCAUCGGAGCCGAUCAUUUCAUACUUUCUUGCCACGACUGGGGUCCUGAGGCAAGCUUUUCUCAUCCACAUUUAGGACAUAAUUCGAUUCGAGCUUUAUGUAAUGCCAACACGUCAGAGAGAUUCAAACCAAGAAAAGAUGUGUCAAUACCGGAGAUUAAUCUACGGACGGGAUCAUUAACCGGAUUGGUCGGUGGGCCAUCACCUUCCAGCCGUCCAAUCCUUGCCUUCUUUGCAGGGGGUGUACACGGACCGGUAAGGCCAGUCUUGCUCGAGCAUUGGGAGAACAAAGAUAAUGACAUUAGAGUCCACAAGUAUCUCCCUAGAGGAACGUCUUAUUCUGACAUGAUGCGGAACAGCAAGUUUUGCAUUUGUCCGAGCGGUUAUGAGGUUGCGAGCCCGAGGAUCGUGGAAGCACUUUACUCGGGUUGUGUCCCGGUUCUGAUAAACUCAGGCUACGUUCCUCCGUUCAGCGAUAUAUUGAACUGGAGAUCGUUCUCAGUCAUCGUUUCAGUGGAAGACAUACCGAAUUUGAAGACGAUAUUGACAGCGAUAUCGCCGAGACAGUACCUAAGGAUGUACAGAAGAGUGUUGAAGGUAAGGCGACAUUUUGAGGUGAAUUCUCCGGCUAAGAGGUUUGAUGUGUUUCAUAUGAUUCUUCAUUCGAUUUGGGUAAGGAGAUUGAAUGUGAGGAUCCGUGAGGUCUAAGUUUGGUCGGGUGUGUUUAAUAAAUUUGUCGGAUUUUUGUCUGUUUAGGGUGUGUAAUACAAAUAACUGGAAAGUCCGGGGGAAUGUUCUUGUAAAAAUCAUUAUUGGUGUUUUCAUGUGUCAAAUAUGUUGAGUGUUUUAGACUUUUAGUUCAUUAAUUUUGUAAUAAGCAAAUAAUGAUUAUAUUUGCAU